AUGGCAGGAGACGGAUUACCCCACGAUAAGCUCUGCCUGAGGGUGAAGGCGGCGUUGGCGGGGAAGCUUGCGAUUGGCGCACAUGUGCGACGCGCUCGACGCUCGACAUCGCGCGAGGCAGCAACGCUUAACUUGCAGACGCCCGUGUAUGCGUUCCAGGUCGUCAUUCACCGUGGUCCCAUGACAUGGCUCCUGGCUGCUGUCUGGGUGGUGGGGUGCCCGUGCCGACGCAGCGCCACGGGAUGGCCCAGAUACGACGAGGAAGGGCAGCAAGAGAAGAACACCUGGGCAGCUCCCAGACUCUUCAACUCGGUACUUUGGCCUGCUGGGCGUGUCCGUAUCCAACAUCUAGUCACGUCUGCAGUUCACUGUCUUAUCGGAGAUAGCUUUAGCGCGUUCUGCACAGACCACCACUUGACUCCCAGCGGCCUCGCUGCAUCAACGGCACUCGCAGCUCGUGUCUCCUCUACCUACUCUACUCCCCCUCGCCCGCCUCUUCUACCUGCUCAGUCUGUUUAUCCUGUUCCCACCCUUGCACCGCCAACCUCGCCUUUGCUUUUCUGGGCUGGUUUGUCUAUCCGCCGUCUAUCAUCCACCAUCAAAUCCGCCUCGAGGCCUGCCAUCUCGGUACCCCGUCUCACCGCCCGCCCCUCACAACUCAACGACACGACGACGCGCCACCAGCGAUCUGCAGCGACGUGA
Dothidotthia symphoricarpi CBS 119687 is the source of this 702-nucleotide messenger RNA. RefSeq lists its product as uncharacterized. Lineage: Eukaryota; Fungi; Ascomycota; Dothideomycetes; Pleosporales; Dothidotthiaceae. Bases 1 to 702 code for a protein of 233 amino acids. The transcript has 2 exons. The record is from RefSeq and is a predicted model, not a curated record.